Molecule: messenger RNA, 1272 nt
Organism: Brassica napus (rape)
Lineage: Eukaryota; Viridiplantae; Streptophyta; Magnoliopsida; Brassicales; Brassicaceae
Product: protein CUP-SHAPED COTYLEDON 1
Biological process (GO): regulation of DNA-templated transcription
Molecular function (GO): DNA binding
Source: RefSeq, a predicted model, not a curated record
AUGACCAGCUUCCUCCUCUUUGUGUGUUUGUUUCCCACAAUAGAUAUGGAUGUGUUUAAUGGUUGGGAGAGAUCAAGAUUAGAAGAUGAAACCAUAAUGCCACCGGGGUUUAGGUUUCAUCCAACUGAUGAAGAGCUCAUCACUUACUUCCUCCUUAAGAAAGUCCUUGACUCCAACUUCUCCUGUGCCGCCAUUUCUCAAGUUGACUCAAAGCCUUGGGAGCUUCCAGAGAAAGCGAAGAUGGGCGAGAAAGAGUGGCACUUCUUCACACGAAGAGAUAGGAAGUACCCAACCGGGCUGAGAACGAACAGAGCAACAGAAGCUGGUUACUGGAAGGCAACUGGUAAAGACAGAGAGAUCAAAAGCUCAAAGACAAACUCGCUUCUCGGGAUGAAGAAAACUCUCGUCUUUUACAAAGGCAGAGCUCCUAAAGGUGAGAAAAGCUGUUGGGUCAUGCAUGAGUAUCGCCUCGACGGAAAGUUCUCAUACCAUUACAUUACUUCCUCUGCUAAGGAUGAAUGGGUUCUCUCCAAAGUUUGUCUGAAAAGCAGCGUAGUUAGUAGAGAAACGAAGUUGGUCUCUUCUUCUUCCGUUUCCGUCACUAGCAUUAGUUGCUCCUCUUCCACCGGAUCUUUAAUUGCUCCGGUUAUUGAUGCCUUCGCGACUGAGCACGUGUCCUGCUUCUCCAAUACCUCUGCAUCGCAUGUUGAUGCGAGCUUUCCUAUAUACCUUCCCGCUCCACCACAAUCUCUGCCACGUCAACCUCGCCGCAUUGAUGACGUGGCGUUUGGUCAGUUUAUGGGUCUGGGAUCGACUGGACAGUUCAACAUCGACGCAGCGUUCUUACCGAAUCUACCUUCUCUGCCACCGACGUUUCUUCAUCCUCCUCCUCAGUAUUACGCCCCGUACGGUGGAGCCGCCGUGAGUAGCUGGCCGUUUGCUCUCUGAUGGUCAUUAUGCGGUCGCAAGCUAUCUCUGUACCUUGUAUGAAUUCGUUUCUCAAGGAAAACAAAACUUUCGUUUAAUGACUGCAUGGCUUGUAUUAGCCUGGCAUCUCCAAAAGACACUAACUUCAAAAAUGAAGUUUUUGCUCUCUCCAAUUGAUGUUUUGAAGAGUGAAACACUAUAUUUGAAGUUUCACUAUUAAAAACUUCAAAUUUGAAGUUUCAUAUUUUUAUUUGCAUUUUGGUCCCUACAAUCACACAUCACCUUUAUGAUUCAUAUAUAUUUUUUCGUUUAUUGUUUUAAUCCUUUAAAAAAUUAUAACUUAUA